Molecule: messenger RNA, 417 nt
Organism: Lathyrus oleraceus (garden pea)
Lineage: Eukaryota; Viridiplantae; Streptophyta; Magnoliopsida; Fabales; Fabaceae
Exons: 1
Coding region: 1-417 (138 amino acids)
Source: RefSeq, a predicted model, not a curated record
AUGACCAAUGGUGAAGGCGUAAUCAUACCAAAAUCGGAAAAUCAAUGGAAUGAUAAUGAUAAGAAGUUGUGGUCUCAUGGUUGGAAAGCACAAAAUAUUCUCAGAUCUGCAUUAGGUGUUGAUGAGUAUUAUUGUGUCUCUCAUUGUGAAACCGCCAAGGCUAUGUAUGACCUAUUAGAAGUUGCCCAUAAGGGAACUAAUGAAGUCAAACAAGCUAGGAUCAAUACUUUGAACCAAGAGUUUGAACUUUUUUGUAUGAAGCAUGAUGAAACCCUUGCCGACAUGCAAAAGAGAUUCACAUAUCUUAUUAAUAGAGUGAAUGCUAUAGGUAAUUCUAUCUCCAAUGUUAUUGCUACUAAUAAGGUUUUAAGAUGUCUUAACAGGGAGUGGCAACCCAAGGUCCCUGCUAUCAAAUAG